Molecule: messenger RNA, 1636 nt
Organism: Oryza sativa Japonica Group (Japanese rice)
Lineage: Eukaryota; Viridiplantae; Streptophyta; Magnoliopsida; Poales; Poaceae
Product: WRKY DNA-binding transcription factor 70
Biological process (GO): regulation of DNA-templated transcription
Molecular function (GO): sequence-specific DNA binding; DNA-binding transcription factor activity
Source: RefSeq, a predicted model, not a curated record
AAGACCUAGGAUCACUCAUACCAUAAGCAAUCCAAUCCGAUCCGAUCCAAUCCAUCCAACAACCACCAAAUCACUUUCAGUUCUCACACAAAGUUUCAGAUAAAAUUCAGCUAUCUGAAGACAUCAGAAGAAGUAGCUAAUUUAAGCUAAGCUAGAGAAGAUGAAGAACAAGGGCAGCAGCUGCAGGUAUCUUCCUCACUCUUCUGCACCAUGCGCCACCGACGGCGCCAGAUGUUUCCGCUGCGACCACCGGCCGGCGAUCGACGAGAUCGUCAGGGAGCAGUCGCUGGUGACCCAGCUGCGCGCCGUCGUGCUGCCGGCGCUGGAGACGAAGGCCGACGACGGGCGGGCGGAGAUCGUGGCGCAGCUGUUCGGGAGCAUACUGGAUUGCUCCAGGAAGGUGAUCUCUGCUCUGAAUUCUCGCUACGUCGGAGAAUCACCUCCUGACGAUGAUGAGAUCGUCGACAAAAGGAGGGCGAAGAGGAAGAACAGUGAGGGCAAGAAGGGUGAUGAUCAGGUGAAAGUGAAGCCACAUGAGCACAAGAGAAGCAGGAGAUACACUAACUCAACAUCACAAAUCACAGCUGUUCCACAUUAUGACGGUCAUCAAUGGAGAAAAUACGGACAGAAGAAUAUUAACAACUCAAACCACCAAAGGAGCUACUACAGAUGCAGCUACAAGCAUGAACAAAACUGCAAAGCAACCAAGACAGUGCAACAACUGGACAGUGCCGGCGAAACCAUCAUGUACACCGUGGUCUACUACGGACAACACACCUGCAAGACUAACAUGAGCAAUGCUCCUCUCCAUGUUGUUGAAACAAGUACCACUCAAAGCAUCUCAACAACAUGCUGCUCUGAUGAUCUUGGCGAUUAUAGCCAAAAGAUGGAGAACAUGCACACACCAGAGUUGGCAGAAGUGUGCUCUGAUGAGCUUGGUUCUUACCAUGCAAUAAUAGGGGCAGAGCACAGUGCACUAGGGUUGGAGGAUGAACACAUGCACAAGCUGCUCGACACAUUUGCAUGUGGAGCAUUAGAUCUGGACAGCUGGGAGAUUGAUGCAAUUGUGAGAUCUGGUUUCUGCUAGGUGAAUUUUGAUGCAUGUUGCUGUGAUCAGUUUUGGUGCUUAGAUGGAGUUUUUUUGUAUUAUAUGUGGUUAUAUGGUGCUUACUGAACUUUGGUGAAUGCAAAAUAAAUAGUUUAGUGCUUGCUAGAUAGCAAGUUAAGUUAAAAAAUAUAGUUACUUAUAUUAUUUAUAUAUGUAAGUUGGUAUUGUAAGGUACAAUCAACAACCUUGAAGAAUUUUGUCCAUAAAUUUUAAGUAUAUAUACAUGCAGGUUGAAGAUAUGAAACACACUGUCUAUGAUGAGUUGACACUAUAUAUAGGAUGAAUUCAGUGUAAUAAUGGGUCUAUUUGGUGUACUAACAAACGAAUGAUGAUGCACAUAAGACCAUCUCUCUUGACCCAUGUAUAGUACAAGGAACAAGUAGCCAUGCAUGGCAACGAAAAUGAAAAAAUAUGUUUGUGUUUGACAUAAUGUCAAAACAGGCAUGAUUUACCUAACCCUUUUUAACUUGUGCGACUUGUGUCAGUAAUAUUUUUUUAAUUAUUUCUGACUUUUCGAAAUGGUCUCAU